Molecule: messenger RNA, 1732 nt
Organism: Trichechus manatus latirostris (Florida manatee)
Lineage: Eukaryota; Metazoa; Chordata; Mammalia; Sirenia; Trichechidae
Gene: KCNJ1
Product: potassium inwardly rectifying channel subfamily J member 1
Exons: 2
Coding region: 61-1179 (372 amino acids)
Biological process (GO): potassium ion import across plasma membrane; regulation of monoatomic ion transmembrane transport
Cellular component (GO): plasma membrane
Molecular function (GO): ATP-activated inward rectifier potassium channel activity
Source: RefSeq, a predicted model, not a curated record
AAGCUUUGAAGAUCUUCUCCUGGACCUUGUCAGGCCCAGAUUGGAGUGUUGGCAGAAAGGAUGUUCAUGUAUCUUCGGAAAUGGUUUGUCACUCGCUUUUUCCAGCAUUCCAGGCGGAAAGCAAGGCUGGUCUCCAAAGAUGGAAGGUGCAACAUAGAGUUUGGCAAUGUGGAGCCACAAUGGAGGUUUAUAUUCUUCAUGGACAUCUGGACAACUGUGCUUGACCUCAAAUGGAGAUACAAGAUGACCAUUUUCAUCACUGCCUUCUUGGGGAGCUGGUUCCUCUUUGGUCUUCUGUGGUAUGCAGUAGCCUACGUUCACAAAGAUCUUCCAGAGUUUCAUCCUUCUGUCAACCACACACCGUGUGUGGACAACAUCAACGGCUUGACUUCAGCUUUUCUGUUUUCUCUGGAAACUCAAGUGACCAUUGGAUAUGGAUUCAGGUGUGUGACAGAACAAUGUGGCACUGCCAUUUUUCUACUUGUCUUCCAGUCUAUCCUUGGAGUCAUCAUCAAUUCUUUCAUGUGUGGUGCCAUUUUAGCCAAGAUCUCCAGACCCAAGAAACGUGCAAAGACUGUUACCUUCAGCAAGAAUGCAGUGAUCAGCAAGCGGGGUGGGAAGCUCUGUCUCCUCAUCCGAGUAGCUAAUCUUAGGAAGAGCCUCCUUAUAAGCAGCCACAUAUAUGGAAAGCUUCUGAAGACCACAGUCACUCCUGAGGGAGAGACCAUUAUUUUGGACCAGAUCAAUAUCAAUUUUGUGGUAGAUGCUGGUAAUGAAAAUUUAUUCUUCAUCUCCCCACUGACAAUUUACCAUGUCAUUGAUCACAACAGCCCUUUUUUCGACAUGGCAGCAGAAACACUUCCCCAGCAGGACUUUGAAUUAGUGAUGUUUUUAGAUGGCACAGUAGAAUCAACUAGUGCUACCUGCCAGGUCCGGACAUCCUAUGUCCCAGAGGAGGUGCUUUGGGGCUACCGUUUUGCUCCCAUAGUGUCCAAGACCAAGGAAGGGAAAUACCGAGUAGAUUUCCAUAACUUUAGCAAGACAGUAGAAGUGGAGACCCCUCACUGUGCCAUGUGCCUCUAUAAUGAGAAAGAUGCUAGAGCCAGGAUGAAGAGAGGCUAUGAUAACCCCAGCUUUAUCUUAUCAGAAGUCAAUGAAACAGAUGACACCAAAAUGUAACUGUGCCUUUUCAACACGAAUAAAGGAAAGUCUCUAAGAUGCCUAGUAAAUUAGAAACCUUAUAAAGCAAUCAACAAUUUGGGUGGAUGAAAGUAGGACAGGAGCCUUCAAAGUCUUUCAGUACGAUGACCCUCUGAACCUCAUAACUGUGAUCUUAUGAGACGCAUUGCUCUCCAAGGCAACUAUAUUGAAACAGACCGUGUAUUUAUAUGAGGAUGGAAUAUGGAAGCCACAGGAGCUCACUUGAAAUCUUGAAUAUGAUUAUAUGAGGUCAUGCAGUGUUGAUGGGAACAGACAAAAUCAUCAAAAGUCUUAUGUACAGGCCAAACAAGACCUUUUAAAAUCUCUUUGAAGAACUUAUGAGCUUUAGAUGGGAGCAGGGGAAAAAAAAGUUUUCAUUUGAUUCUAGUGAUAAGAAAGAAGCUGUUUCCAUUUUAACAUUGACUUUUGUCAGGAGAAACGUCUCCUGAGUUGGGGGAGAUGAACUAACUAAGCAAAGAAAAUAAGAAAAAAAGAAUAAACAAUCUAAGAACAAUUGUGUGGCUCUAACCUU